AUGUUCUGCUGCGGCAGGUCGUCGCUCGCCGAGGUCAGGUCAGAAAAAGCACACGCAACACAAGAGGCUGAAGCCCGCCAUGCACGUGUCGCAUCAGUGCUCAGUCCGCCGCCACGAGCCUACGUGGCAGAUCGACCUCUGUCGUGCGUCGAAGAUCGAGAGGCUCCUCCGCCCUACUGUGCAGCACAGUCGCCACCCAAUCCAUACUCUAGCCCGUCCGGUAUGAACUACCAGCAGAAAGACGAGAAGCAGGCGUUGGCCGCGGCUACUGAAUCGACCACAACCCAAACUUCUAGUACAGCCCAUCAGCUACUUUCACCUCGUGAUAAUUUUGCAUUCUCGGAUACUUCAUCGAUCAUCUCGAUACCUUCGACCCAAGUGACUGGUCUCGAUUCUGUCUACACAGGUCGAUAUGUUCGCCGGCACAGCAACGAUCGGAUGAGUGACGACUACAGCACACGGCCUCCAUCCUACUACGCGAGAUCCAUCGAUAGACGCAGCUCGGUCUCUAGCACCGCCACGGCUGCCCGUUUUGUGCUCCAUCCGGUGAUGAGGGAGGAAUGGCUGGAUAGCCUAGACUCACAAUCCCGGAACAUGCAUGACACUUGA
Molecule: messenger RNA, 609 nt
Organism: Cyphellophora attinorum
Lineage: Eukaryota; Fungi; Ascomycota; Eurotiomycetes; Chaetothyriales; Cyphellophoraceae
Exons: 1
Coding region: 1-609 (202 amino acids)
Source: RefSeq, a predicted model, not a curated record